Archocentrus centrarchus (flier cichlid) is the source of this 2684-nucleotide messenger RNA. Its product is annotated as tumor necrosis factor alpha-induced protein 2-like. Gene Ontology annotation, molecular function: SNARE binding. Bases 47 to 1936 code for a protein of 629 amino acids. Lineage: Eukaryota; Metazoa; Chordata; Actinopteri; Cichliformes; Cichlidae. Gene Ontology annotation, biological process: exocytosis; exocyst localization. The record is from RefSeq and is a predicted model, not a curated record. The transcript is spliced from 13 exons. Gene Ontology annotation, cellular component: exocyst.
UCUGCUCCUGGCUGCUCCAUUACAGAAUCGAGCGGCCGCUGCGGAGAUGAUCGCAGGAGGACCAGAGGAGAACCCCGGAGGAGCCCGGAGCAGACUGCCCAAACUGAAGAUCCCUGCAAAGAUCUGGAAGAAGCGAAAACCGCACAACAACAAUGAAGGGGAUGAGUUGGACGAGGUGCAGGAGGAGCAGCUGGAGGAGGUCAGCAGGAGGCUGAUAGAGAGAGAGGAGGAGCUCUUUAGUCAUGACUGUCUCUGUGAAGAGGAGGAGGACCAGCUGCACAGAGAUUUCGAGGCUCUGCAACUGAAGCUGUGGAUGGCCAUUAAUGACACCUUCACCCCCGUCUCCUCUACGGGGCAGCUGGAGGUCCUGAGGAGUGCCAUGGCCUCCAUCCAGCAGCAGGAGGUGCAGGACCAGCGCUGGAGAGACUGUCACGAGGAGCGAGUCCCAAGGUGGCGCCCUCAGAAGUGUCUCAGCAUCCACAAUGUCCUGCUGCAGAACAUGGUUGAGCGCAGAAUGGCAGAGGCUGCAGAAGCUGACUCGGGAGGAACCGACCAGCUCUCCUCACCUAUGAAGAGACAGGUGUGUCGAGUGGGGAGGUGUGUGAAGGAAGACCUGCUCAUGGUGGUGAGGAGGGUGAAGGACUGUUACCCUCCUCACAUGGACAUCAUGAACCUCUACGCUGCUCUGUACCAUCAAGAGUUCUCGGCCCGCCUCGCUCGGCUUGCCCCUCCGGGGCUGAACGACGAUGACUGCGGCUACCUGCUGCUCUGGGUCAACCAUUACUACCCACAUGAAAUACUGAAACAUCAGGAGCUGGACGGACAGAUAAAGGCAGCCUGUUUGGGUUCUCUGCUGCAGCAGGAUGACCUGAAGCAGCUGGAGGAGCAGUACCUGGCCCACAAAGAGGAAAAGGUGAAGUUGUGGCUGAACACUGCAUUGAAGAAGGAACAGGAAAACUGGCUGACAGGAAGGACACCUGAACUCAUCGACAGUUAUUAUUUCAGUCCUCUGGCUGUAGACAUCAUUCAGAUGAUGACCAGUUCCCUGUCUGAGAUCAACUGCGCCAUCAGAGACCAGAAAAAAACUCAGAGGUUCACAGUUCAUCUGGAGCACUUCCUCUGCAGCUAUGUGAAGUGUGUGGAGGACUUUGUGAAGGGAAACCACAGUAACAUCUGCUCUGUGAUCAAAGCUCAGCUGGUCUGUGAGCAGCAGCUCAGGGAUUACAUCGCCGCUGAAACAGGAAAUCUGUCUGAGGAGCAGAAGUGUCGCUGCCUGCAGACUCUGUCUGCCCUGAGGGAUUGUGGGCACAGGUGUCUCACCUGUUCUCUUCACGCUGAGCUGAAGAAGGUGUGUUGGAGUCAGCUGUGGACACCGCAAUGGCUGGACGGCUCACUUCCUGUUGUCAACUUGCUCCUGGACUCUCUGAGCCAAGAGCUGGUCAACCUGACUGACCUGAAACCAGCCUGCAGAGAGUCCCUCCUUUGUGAACUUUAUCAGGAGGUGGCUCUGAGGUAUGGGAAGAGGAUGAUGAAGACCAGGAUGAAGAGCAAAGAGCAGCAAAUUGCUGGAGCUCAGCAGCUGAUCGAAGACGCCAAAAAGAUCAACAGCUUCUUCUUAGAGGAGGGAUGCAGCAAGGCCUCGUGGCUCUGUGAGAUGCUCUGCAAACUUGCCGAGGUCCUCCGCCUGCAGGAUCCUGCCAGCAUUCAGCUGGAGCUCGUCACUCUGGCCCGGAAUUUCAGCGACCUCAGCAAUGCUCAUGUGUCGGCUCUGCUGUCUCUGAAAAUCGGCCUCUCAGCUGCAAACGCUCGCUCCAUCAGGCGCAGCGUGGAGGAGAACCGCCACUGUGAUGUCACCACUCACAGCCCUCCAUUCUUCUCGAAGCUCAAAGUCAAAUGGAUCAACAACAAAAUGAAUCAGAUGGGACUCAAGGCCUAACUUCAUCACGUUAGCAGCUCUGUGAGCAGUGUUUCCUCAUGUCUCAUGUCACUUCAUCAUCCUAAUACACACAGGUAUUUUAUUGUGAAAGGUGGGGCACGCUGUCUGGAGCAGAUGACCAGGGUUAUUAUAGUUAACGAGAACAAACAAAAUAAUGAAAACCGAAGUUGAAAAACAUUGUCGUUAACUGAAAUAAAUAAAAAUUAUAAUUAAAAGGAAAAAACGAUAACUAACUAAAACUGAAUUGUGAGUUUACAAAGCUAACUAAAACUGACUGAAAUUAUAGCUAAACUGGCCUUCAUUUUCUUGUUUAUCAUUUUAUUUCAAAGCCUGGUGGCUUGAUAUGAAAUAAUUUUUUACACUCUCAGAGUUUAAGCUGGGAGUGCCAUCAGGCAGCUGUGUGCAGGUGUGUGUGUGUGUGUGUGUGUGUGUGUGUGUGUGCAUGCUCACCACGCUGGCCCUCAAAGUAAUGGCAGCGGUCUGCAGAGAAAGCAGCAGCAGAGACCCACAUAUGGAGUUCCUUUGAGCACGACAGCACAGACAGAAGCGAGUGUGUUGUUGUGGGUAAUGAAAAAUGUGCGGAACAGGAAGAAAACACCAACAUCAACGUCCAGCUCAGAAACCGCUCUGACCCUACAAGGUAACCUGGCGUGGACCUCUGGAGAAACGCGACUCCUCGUCGAGUCCUCGCUGCGUUUAACCUGUUCAGUCCUUGUGCGUUUCCGGCUACUUUAUCAGUGAGAAUAAC